Macrosiphum euphorbiae (potato aphid) is the source of this 780-nucleotide messenger RNA. NCBI's taxonomy places the organism in Eukaryota, Metazoa, Arthropoda, Insecta, Hemiptera, Aphididae. The record is from the annotation of a GenBank genome assembly.
AUGGGGCCAUUAAGUACUUUUUACAGUCAACAAUUAGAUUAUUGGUUAGUAAACCAUCCUGGACGUGUCGUUGGACUUCACCAAAUAUCAAAAAUAUUUGGAGAAGCAUACAUCAAAGCAGCUAAUAUCAGAAAUGCAUGUUCUGGUUUUAAAAAGACUGGUAUUUUUCCAUUUGACCCAGAAGUAUUUACAGAAGUAGAUUUUGCUGCCGCUGAAACAACAAAUCUAAUUCAAGAACCAACAGAACCUGUAGUAGCUGCACAUCAAAUAGAAAUAGUAAUACCCAAUAAUAAUAUUGCUCCUGAAGCUAGUACAUCAUGUAAUAUUCCAUUGAAUAACUCUGUUGAUAUUGAUGUGUCAAAAGAUAAUAUUAACAUUAAAAAUAUCAAUACUUUUAAUGUAUCUCCAGAAAUGAUUCAACCGAUUCCAAAAAUUCCUGCUAGAAGUUCUAGGUUGAGUAACAGUAGAAGAGGAAAAACAGCAAUAAUAACAGCUAGCCCUUAUAAAAAUGAUCUAGAAGAUUCACAAAAUAUUAAACCAGUCAAAAGAAGUUUUUUUGAAAAUAAAACUGUUUGCCAUACUAAAAAAUCUUUGAAAAAACGUGCCACAUGUUCUAAAGAUGAUGUUGAUGUGCAGUGCCUAUAUUGUAGUGAGUUAUACACAACAAAUACAAAUGGGGAAAAAUGGAUCAAAUGCACAACUUGUAAAAAUUGGUUGCAUGAGGUAUGUGGUAAUGUUGAAAAUUGGAAAACAUAUAUCUGUGAUAACUGUAAAAAAUAA